Papaver somniferum (opium poppy) is the source of this 758-nucleotide messenger RNA. RefSeq names its product E3 ubiquitin-protein ligase AIP2-like. Gene Ontology annotation, molecular function: ubiquitin protein ligase activity. The transcript has 4 exons. The record is from RefSeq and is a predicted model, not a curated record. Gene Ontology annotation, cellular component: cytoplasm. Gene Ontology annotation, biological process: protein ubiquitination. Bases 1 to 516 code for a protein of 171 amino acids. Lineage: Eukaryota; Viridiplantae; Streptophyta; Magnoliopsida; Ranunculales; Papaveraceae.
AUGGCUGAGCAGAUACAAGCAGUUCAAGUUGGUGUUAGUGGUACUGCAAUGUCUUCGUCUGUUUCUUCUGUGUUUGUGAAGUGCACUGCUACUGGAAACCUUUAUUUGAUGAGAACGAUUCCCUCGCUUGCAAGAACUUUGUUAAGCUAUAGAAGCUUCACUGCAGGAGGCUUCUUAUGUAACCUUGUUAUUUUGUUUUAUGAUGUAGAUUCUUGGUUCUCCUACUCUGAGAGAGCCUCUAGCAAGGAAGUGGUUGCAAACCUUCCAACAAUCAUUGUGACAGAGGAAACCUUAACGAGGUUGAGCCUUGGUAUAGAAUGUGCUGUUUGCAGCGAGAACUUGGUUAUAAAUGACAAAAUGCAGGAAUCGCCUUGCAAGCACUUGUGUCACCCUCUCUGUUUGAUGCCAUGGAUGGAAAAACAUAACACAUGCCCAGUUUGCAGACAUGAACUUCCUACGGAUAAUCAAGCGUAUGAGAGCUGGAAAGAGAGUGAGAAAGAGGCUGAAAAAGCGUAAAGGGAUGCAUCAAAUUAUGUAUGUUGAGACUCAAUUAACUUUAGAUAAUAAACAAACUUGGGUCUUUGUAUAGCAGUUUACCAAAUUUUUAAAAGCAAUUAUAAUAGAUGUAGCAGAACCAAUAAUGGUGUUACUAUCAGAGUUUACUCUUGUUUAUAUAAAAUCUUAAGAUUCGAUAACUGUUGAGAUCUUAGACUGGUUCAAGUGUUUGAAUGCUGUCACAUAUUGAGACGUUUAUCAUA